AUGGAUGAGAAUCCCAACUCCAACAUGAAAAGUCCCUUCUACCCUGGAAAUUAUCCAAACAACGCUGACUGCAUGUGGGAAAUACAAGUGGAGAACAAUUUCCGUGUUAUGCUCACAUUUAGAGAUAUCGCGAUGCAAAGCCACAGAUGCCGGUAUGACUAUGUUGAAGUCUACGACGGACCUCCACAUUCUUCCCCGCUUCUUGGGAGACUUUGUUCUGGCUCCUUUCCCAUGUACAUAUCCUCUUCAAACAUGAUGACCAUUCGCUUUCACAGCGAUUCCAGAUACACCUUCAGAGGGUUUCAGGCUUACUACUCCUCCAUUCCAGCAGAUCACAACACUACCCUUCUGUGCUUGCCAGACUACAUGCAUGCAGUGGUGAGCAGAGACUAUCUCCAGUCUCAAGGCUACUCGGCGCAGAUGGUCACCCUGAACGACAGUCACUGUAAACCGAGAAUCACGUCACGCGAGGUUAUAUUCAACAUUCCCUACAACAGCUGUGGGACAAUACGAGAGGAGAAUAAUGAUACAAUCAACUAUUCCAACAUGAUCAAAAUUACAUCUUCUGGGUACAUAAUCAAGAGGAAGAAGAAUAUUCACUUACAUAUCAGUUGCAAAAUGCUACAAAACACAUGGAUGCAAAUAAUGUAUGUUGCUGAGGAUACCAUAGAUGUGAAUGAAAUUCAGUUUGGAAGAUAUGACGUGAACAUCACUUUUUAUGAUUCCUCAUCAUUCUUGUGGCAAGUGCAUGACUCUCCAUACUACAUUGAGUUGAACCAAGAUUUGUACCUUCAAGCUUCUCUUCACAACUCUGACCCAAAUCUGAUUGUGUUUGUGGACACAUGUGUGGCAUCACCUGAUCGUCAUGAUUUUAACACUCUGGCCUAUGAUAUAAUCAAGGAUGGAUGUGUUAGAGAUUCUUCCUACACCACAUACUACUCCCCCUACAGCCACUUUGCUCGGUUCAAAUUUAAUGCCUUCGAGUUCAUCCGCCGCCAUACGUUAGUGUACCUGCAGUGUGAGCUGGUGGUGUGCAGGCUCGGUGACUAUUCCUCCCGCUGCUACCGGGGCUGUAUUAACAGGUCCAAGAGAGAUACAAGUUCUGUCGAGGAAGAAGUGAAGGUCGUUGUCGGACCACUUCAGCUUCGAGAAGGGGAUGCUCAGAGUAGGAAUACUGGGAACCUGGUUAACAUGAGCCCCAUGCUGACCGCUGUUCGGAUGCUACUGCUGUAUGGAGGAUGUCUGCAGGGGUCAGCUCUGGAAGAAGCUCAUUUUGGUGACGACACAGGGGAAAUCCUCCUGGACGAGGUGCAAUGCCAAGGGGGUGAUGCUCUCCUCUGGCAGUGCUCCCAUAACGGAUGGUUCGUCAAUAACUCUUUUCAUCAGGAAGAUGCUGGUGUCAUCUGUUCAGAUAACUUCUGGUUUAUUGACGUCAACGAUCAGUAG
This is a messenger RNA of Haliaeetus leucocephalus (bald eagle), 1446 nucleotides long. RefSeq names its product deleted in malignant brain tumors 1 protein-like. The transcript has 8 exons. The coding region runs from base 1 to 1446 and encodes 481 amino acids. The record is from RefSeq and is a predicted model, not a curated record. NCBI's taxonomy places the organism in Eukaryota, Metazoa, Chordata, Aves, Accipitriformes, Accipitridae. Gene Ontology annotation, cellular component: cell surface; membrane.